This is a messenger RNA of Schizophyllum commune H4-8, 921 nucleotides long. RefSeq lists its product as uncharacterized. The transcript has 7 exons. NCBI's taxonomy places the organism in Eukaryota, Fungi, Basidiomycota, Agaricomycetes, Agaricales, Schizophyllaceae. The record is from RefSeq and is a predicted model, not a curated record. The coding region runs from base 1 to 921 and encodes 306 amino acids.
AUGUCGCAGCCCAAGACUACCUGGGAGGACCUCGCCCGCCUCGGCUGGCCCAUCUACGACGUCUACAAGAAGGCCAACGAGUCCCGCGGCGGCACCAUGAACGGCAUAGGCGAUAUCUUCCUCAAUUCUGGUAUCGCUGCGGACUAUCAGUGGUGGUCCUACAACACGACCAUCGGCAAGCCGUAUGUCCUCGGGAAGACACCGAAGAACAUCAGCCAGGAGGAAGUCGCCUGGUCCUACGACAACACGCAUAACAACCAGGAGCAUAACGAAGAAUGGACGGAGUCGUGGACCAACACGAACUCUGCGACGCUCACUGUCACCAACAGCGUGACCAUCACGCUCAGCAGCAGCAUCACCAUCGCGAAUGUCGCGUCGUCGGGCUUUGAUAUCAGUGUCUCGCUGGAGGCGUCUUCUAGCAAGACCGAGGAGCGGAGCUACACCCUGACUCGCAGCUGGCCCAUGAAUGUUGGUCCCGGGGAGAAGCUUACGCUGUACCGCAACAUCACCACGUUGGCGAAGUCGUCGAAUAUGGAUUUUGGCAUCGCGAACGGUAGUCUUCUAGGCACCAAAGGUGACAAGUACGGCGACCACUACUAUUGGGGCCGGUAUGUCAACACACUGUGCAACAACCCACGCGGGCGCCUGGACUUGAUGGGCAGCAGCAGCAACAUCACGUACGCGUUCAGGCUCGUGCGCGAGACGGCGGAUAGGAGGAAGGUGGUGACGCCGCUGGCCGUCGACGUCUACGAGGCCAAGGACGCCGACAAUGCCCACGAGAGCAAGGACGACAUCGGCGUCCACGACUCCAAGAGACACAGCAAAGGAGAGAAGGACUCGAAGGCCGUGCGCGGCGUUGUGAAGGCCGUCUGGGGCGAUGGGGAGGCGCAGAUCAUGGUCGCUGCUCCCGAUGGCGAGUAA